UCCGCCCACCCAGGUGGCUCGAGGCAGGGCCUCCCCGCCGCGAAGCGGGGACCCAGGCGCCACGGCCAGGCGCUGCGGGCUCCCCACGCGUGCGGAGGCAACCGGGCCUGCGACUCGACCUCGCGCAGCGGGAGCUGUAAACGCAGCAGAAAUCCGCCCCGCUCUGCCUCUUGGCAGGCGCCGCCCAGGGCUCUUGGGAUUGGCUGGAGCUCCGGUCUUGAGGACCAAUCAGGUCCAAGCAUCCAAUACUGCAUUUAGGGCAGGAAGGGCGCCGUGUGCAGCUGUCCUUGGAGCCCACUACAGUGGAGACUGUGAGCGCAGGCCAUGUCUGGGGAUGCAACCAGGUCCUUGAGAAAAGGAAGCUGUCCCCCAGGGCCGGUUCCCGAGGGACUCAUCCGCAUCUACAGCAUGAGGUUCUGCCCCUACUCGCACAGGACUCGGUUGGUCCUCAAGGCCAAAGGCAUCAGGCAUGAAGUUAUCAACAUCAACCUGCGAAGCAAGCCCGACUGGUACUAUGCAAAACACCCCUUUGGCCAAAUUCCUGUCCUGGAGAACAGCCAGCACCAGCUGAUCUUCGAGUCAGUCAUCACGUGCGAGUACCUGGAUGACACGUACCCAGGAAGGAAGCUGUUUCCAGGUGACACCUACGAGCGGGCCCGCCAGAAGAUGUUGCUGGAGCUGUUCUGCAAGAUCCCGCAUCUGACCAAGGAGUGUCUGGUGGCUCAGCGAUGCGGGAGGGAGUAUGCUGACCUGAAGGGCGCCCUGCGGCGGGAGUUCUGCAACCUGGAGGAGAUUCUUGGCUGUCAGAACACCACCUUCUUCGGUGGAGACCACAUAACCAUGAUCGAUUACCUCUUCUGGCCCUGGUUUGAGAGGCUGGAUGUCUAUGGGAUCGCCGACUGCAUGGACCACACCCCAAAUCUGCGCCUCUGGACAGCAGCAAUGAAGCGGGACCCCACGGUCUGUGCCCUGCUCAUAGAUAAGCAGAUUUUCCUGGGCUUCUUGAAUCUCUACUUCCAGAAUAGCCCCAACGCCUUUGACUUUGGGCUGGUCUCCUGAGUCUUGGGGUCCUGGCAUGGCCCCCCGGGAUCCCAGCAUGUUACGCAGGUUUCUGCUUUAGG
Messenger RNA from Octodon degus (degu), 1121 nucleotides. Its product is annotated as glutathione S-transferase omega-2. The record is from RefSeq and is a predicted model, not a curated record. The coding region runs from base 325 to 1059 and encodes 244 amino acids. Lineage: Eukaryota; Metazoa; Chordata; Mammalia; Rodentia; Octodontidae. The transcript has 7 exons. Gene Ontology annotation, molecular function: glutathione dehydrogenase (ascorbate) activity; glutathione transferase activity. Gene Ontology annotation, biological process: L-ascorbic acid metabolic process; glutathione metabolic process. Gene Ontology annotation, cellular component: cytoplasm.